This is a messenger RNA of Hydatigera taeniaeformis, 318 nucleotides long. Lineage: Eukaryota; Metazoa; Platyhelminthes; Cestoda; Cyclophyllidea; Taeniidae. The record is from the annotation of a GenBank genome assembly.
CAAGCCUGUGUGGCAUGGGCGCUCUAUGCUCUAAUUUCGAACCUGACAUCCUCCGACACUCCAGGUUCGGAACGCAGUUGGCAGUUCUGGCUGAAGGUUUUUGUUGUCCUCGUUGGCAUGUUCAGUGUCGGUGUUUUUGCCUACGUUCAGGCGCGCUACUGCUGUGAUAUAUGCCAACGUUGGUGUCGGUUGAACCGCGUCUGUGUGGUGCAAGAACCGUCCAAGGAACGAAUUGCAAAGAUGCGGAUGGAGCAGCGCUUACCGACCAGUAGAUUCUGCGUAGUUAAUGAAGUUGACACCUUCACUGCAAUGCCUUAA